This is a messenger RNA of Macadamia integrifolia, 1284 nucleotides long. RefSeq names its product thiamine thiazole synthase 2, chloroplastic-like. NCBI's taxonomy places the organism in Eukaryota, Viridiplantae, Streptophyta, Magnoliopsida, Proteales, Proteaceae. Gene Ontology annotation, biological process: thiamine biosynthetic process. Bases 98 to 1177 code for a protein of 359 amino acids. The transcript has 2 exons. The record is from RefSeq and is a predicted model, not a curated record.
CCCAAUUUCUUCCCAUCUCAUCUCCAUCCUCUCUCUGUAUUCUGCAAUUCAAGAGAGUGAGGAAACACUAUCAUCUGUUUUACUGUAAUCCUCCAAAAUGGCGACUAUGGCAACAACCCUCACUUCAUCACUCUCCACCAAGCCCAAGAUUUCUUUCUUGCACAACCAAUCGUCCUUCCAUGGCCUUCCUCUUCCAUCUCGUGUUCAACCCAUCAAGUCCUCCUCCUCCCCUAACCACCUCUCCAUCUCCAUGUCCUCAUCCCCAACCUACGACCUCCAAUCCUUCAAAUUUGAACCCAUCAAGGAAUCCAUUGUCUCCCGCGAGAUGACUCGUCGCUACAUGAAGGACAUGAUCACCUACGCCGAUACCGAUGUCGUCGUCGUCGGUGCUGGCUCCGCCGGUCUUUCUUGCGCUUACGAGCUCAGCAAGAACCCAUCAGUCGGUGUUGCCAUCAUCGAACAAUCCGUCAGCCCCGGUGGCGGGGCUUGGCUUGGUGGACAACUCUUCUCCGCCAUGGUCGUGCGUAAACCCGCUCACAUGUUCCUAGACGAGCUGGGUAUAGAGUAUGAUGAACAGGACAACUAUGUGGUCAUCAAGCACGCAGCUUUAUUCACCUCAACCAUCAUGAGCAAGCUAUUGGCAAGGCCUAACGUCAAGCUAUUUAAUGCUGUGGCGGCAGAGGAUUUGAUCGUCAAGGAACAGAGGGUUUCCGGCGUUGUUACGAAUUGGGCUUUGGUUUCGAUGAACCACGACACACAGUCUUGUAUGGACCCGAAUGUGAUGGAGGCGAAGGUGGUUGUGAGCUCUUGUGGGCACGAUGGUCCCUUUGGUGCCACCGGAGUGAAACGCCUCAAGAGCAUUGGAAUGAUCGAUAGUGUGCCAGGGAUGAAAGCCCUUGACAUGAACACAGCUGAGGAUGCUAUUGUUAGGCUGACGAGGGAGAUUGUUCCUGGAAUGAUUGUAACUGGCAUGGAGGUUGCAGAGAUUGAUGGAGCCCCAAGAAUGGGUCCGACCUUUGGUGCGAUGAUGAUAUCUGGGCAGAAGGCAGCUCACCUUGCAUUGAAGGCAUUGGGGUUGCCUAACGCCAUUGAUGGAACCUUCGGUGAGACACAAAACUUUAAUCCAGAGCUUAUCCUCGCCUCUGCGGACUCUGCUUCUGAGGCUGUGAACGCCUAAGAUACUGAAAUUAUCAGAGAAAAGAAGAGAACAAUAUUAAUCCAGAGCUUAUCCCGAACAAAUGCUUGUUGAUGAUCAAUAUUAAUCCAUAGCUUUUCUCGAACAAA